UAACAUUGUUGGGACGUGUCUUUGCACACACAACAAAACUGCCGCUCCCGCCCAGUUACACGUCGGUCUGUCUCCUUGAGAGCUCAAGGUUCACCUUCACCAGUAUGUCAGCGGCACUCAGCUUCUCAGUCUCCCGCAGAGUGCUGGUGCGCCCCCAGUUCCUUAUGGGAGGAGUCCUGGGAGUCUCUACAUCUGGUGGACUAAAGACUUCUGGCUCUGCAGACUGAGAAGCAGUUUUUUUGUCUUGUUUCCUCAAAUGGGGAGUGACUGUGUAGAUCAAUAAUGAGGACCAGCCCUCGCAGGCCAUUAAUCCUCAAAAGACGGAAACUGAGCCUCCCACAGCAGGAUGUGUCAACUACCUCGUCCAGAGAUGAGAACAAUGGUCAGAAUGAAAAGAUUUCUAAGCAGGAGCACAGUCAGGAGUACCAACACAACAGCGAACCCAGAGACAAAAUGAACUGUGGCCUGCAGAAAUUUCCAGCAGGAAUAAAGAUAAUUGACCAUCCUACCAUGCCCAACACACAAGUGGUGUCUAUCCCUACAAAUGCUGAUAUACAGAGCAUCAUAGAGGCACUGACAGCAAAAGGGAAAGAAUGUGGCAACCAUGGUCCCAAUAAGUUCAUUCUUAUUAGCAGUGGGGGCACGUCCUGUUCAGCAGGUCGAACACCAUCGCAGCAUCUCCCAUCAGAGAAGAAACCCAGUGCAGCAACUAAAGAUGCAGACGGUCAAGAAAGAGAUAAGAAUGUUACAAAGACACGUGGUCUUGCAGGAGAAACAGUGCUCUGGCAUUCAGGAAUUGAUUCUUUGGUUGGACAGGAACAGGAGAACAACAGUGGUGGCAAGACAAUGAGCUCCGUGUUGGACAAUAGUCUCACUAACAUCCAGUGGCUGGGGAAGAUGAGAUCUGAUGGGCUAAGUCUCUGUUCUGUGAAGCAAGAUGUGGAGAAAGAGAACCAGAUGCCUCAGCAGGAAAGAAUCAAGACUGAAGAAGAUUCUGCUGCUACCACCGCCACCACCUCCCCCUCAUGGCAGGAAUCAGUAUCAGAACGACCUCCUUACUCCUACAUGGCCAUGAUCCAGUUUGCCAUCAACAGCACUGAAAAGAAGCGUAUGACUCUGAAGGACAUCUAUACCUGGAUUGAGGAUCAUUUCCCAUAUUUUAAACACGUGGCUAAGCCAGGCUGGAAGAACUCCAUUCGGCACAACUUGUCCCUCCAUGAUAUGUUUGUCCGUGAGACAUCUGCUAAUGGUAAAAUCUCAUUCUGGACUAUUCACCCUGAUGCAAACCGUUGCCUAACAUUGGACCAGGUAUUUAAGCCGCUGGACUUGGAGUCACCAACAUCGCCCGAGCACUCUGAAUCACAGCAAAAGCGACAUCUUCCUGAUCCCCAGAAGAACAUGAGAAGCAACAGCAGCAGCAAAAAUGAACCACAGAAUGCACGUCGAAAGAUGAAGCCUUUGCUUCCUCGCGUCAACUCUUACCUGGUUCCAAUCCAGUUUCCUUUGAGUCAGCCUCUUGUCUUGCAGCCUUCUAUGAAAGUUCCUCUAUCCACAGCACAGAGACCAUCCCUCAACAGCUCGGAGAUUUUCCGGAGCAAUAAGCGUGUACGCAUUGCUCCAAAGAUGUCACACUCUACAGAAGAGUCAUCCUCUUUCCCCUUGCCUGCUGUCAAAGACGAGAGUCAAUGUGAUGAAGGUUUAUUUUCCUCAACUCAUUAUCUAAAGGAGAGCAGCUCUGAGGCUGGUGAGGAAUCGGCUUCUUUCCCCGAGACUGUCUGUAUAAAGGAGGAAGAAAGCUCUCAGCUGGAUGACUGGCUGUCCCCAUUUGCCUCAACCCUAACAGUAAAGGAAGAGCCAGGCUUGUUCCUCCCAGUCUCAUCUGCAAAGGAGAAGAAACAAUUCACCAUCCUGAAGUCACCAUCUAAGGGUGUUUCUGAUACUUUAGUUAUAAAGAGGCGAGAAAGACGAGACAUGGGCAGAUCCAGAAGGAAACAACACCUAGCACUGCCUUCCUCAGAAGAGCCUGUCCUUGUUUUGCCAGAGAGCAAUGACUUUGACACUUUACAAUUAGGAGCAGAAUCCCGCUUCCUGCAGGAAAGUCAGCCUCUUGAGAAUACAUCACAGUUCAGCUGCUUACAGGGAGAAGAAGGGCCCUUUAAAACACCAGUCAAGGAGAUGUUCAGCAAUUUGCCAGUUUCAUCCACUCCCAGCAAAGCCUCAGCAACUACUACCCCUCCACUGGGAGGCCUUGACCCUUGGAAGUCUGCAUCCUUAGCCAAGGGAAGUCAAGAGCUGGACUUCAGUCCAGUGAGAACCCUUCAACUGCCAUUCACACACCUCCAGGAGAACCAGGACUUGCUGGGUUUUAACAGCACACCCCUUAAAAGUUCACUCUUUGAGUCCCCUCGGGAACUGCUCAAUACGGAAUCCAGUGACAUGGUGCAUGCCCCCCUCACGAGCUCUCCAGCUUUUAUUCAUGAGUUUACUAAGCAAUCAUCUGUCGAAUUGGCAGCCUCUGGCUUUACUGAAAACCGGUCACUCAUGGAGGGCCUGAUCUUGGACACCAUGAAUGACAGUCUCAGCAAAAUCCUUCUAGAUAUCAGCUUUCCUGGUCUUGAGGAUGAAAACUUAGGAACUGACAUUAGCUGGUCCCAACUCAUACCUGAACUGAAGUAAACUGACCUAAGAGAUUAAUUUGGCCUCUUCUGAUAUUACAGAAAGCACUCUACUCUUCUGAGAUCUGUUCAGCUCUGCUUUUAAUUAAUUCCUGUAUCCAUGGGAACAGAGGGCAUUAUUGACUCCUGCUAAGCUGGGAAACAGGCCCAUUGGCUGCUAUGAGCUCCCUUUAUAAGCUGCAAUAGGCUGUUUAUGUGGAACAACAUAGACCGUCUCUAACCUUGAGCUAACCUGGAGGGAGGUUAUGAAGAGAACAUCUAGGUAGGCUCUGAAUGGCUUUUGUUACUCAAGGCAUCAGAGGAUGCUUAGGCUUAACUAAGGCUCCUGUUAACAACAGGAAAGAGCCUGGGAACCUCCUAGCUCUGACCUUACUUCCCUUUAUUUUGUUCUCCUGUUACUCACUAUCUUCUGAGUAGUUUUAAUGGCUGUACAAAUGGCUUUUAAUGGCUGUAAAUACUGUACAUUUUUUUAUUAGCCCUUAAUUAUAAUAAUUUUAUUCUUGUAGGGUUAUGGGAAUAUUUGGGCUGGUAAAGGCUUUGACUUAGUGUUGUUCCACAUCUCCUGUAGUCUUUACCCUAGAUGAGGGCCCAAAAUACUUUAUUCUUCUUUCACUUCAGAAGCAUAUUUUUCUAGCUUAUGCCGAAGGCUGAAAAGAUCUGAUCUGAAAAAUCACCUAUAUGUGACUGAAGUCAAACUGAAACACGUUGUUAUCUGGAUUGCAGAAUAAAAUCUUGGUUUGACUUCCUUUUCUUAGGCUGGAAUGGAGAAGAGCUUGGAUCAAGCUCUAUAGCUCUUCUGGCUCCAGUGUCCUAUUACUAAUUACCUAAAGGAGUAGGUAGAGUUACUGUUGCAGUAAGAUAGACUUCUUUUGAAUGGUUAAAGUUGCCCUCAUUAAAAUCAUCAGUAGAAAAUGUAAAAAAAGAACCUAUAAAGCAAAUGCUGAUAAGUCACUGAAAAGUGACUUCUGGAAACACAAGAUACGUUUCUCUUGGUGCAAUAGGAUAACUCAUCCCAAUUCUCUAGAACUCAUGUCAAAAGAAAUUUCCACAGAAAAGACCUGAUCUUUCUGCUUACAGAGAAUUGGUGGCUUGUGUAUCUGUGUACUCAAUAAAGCUUCUCUGGGAACACAGCCAAAUAGUAUCUUUACUGCUUUCACUCUUAGCAGUGUGCUUAGGCUUGGCCAUAUCAUGAGAAGCUGAUUUUUGUUUGUCUAAUGUAUGUGUGUGUUUAGUGAUUAGGACCUUUUCAGUAUUCCUCAGGCCAAAUUUGCCGUGCCACAGUAGGUUUGGUUGCCCAGCCAUACACACACACACACACACUGCUUUAUAUAAUAUACUUUUCUUGCUGUUCAUGA
Cuculus canorus (common cuckoo) is the source of this 4030-nucleotide messenger RNA. It is a transcript of the gene FOXM1, whose product is annotated as forkhead box M1. The transcript has 10 exons. NCBI's taxonomy places the organism in Eukaryota, Metazoa, Chordata, Aves, Cuculiformes, Cuculidae. The record is from RefSeq and is a predicted model, not a curated record. Gene Ontology annotation, biological process: G2/M transition of mitotic cell cycle; regulation of DNA-templated transcription. Gene Ontology annotation, molecular function: DNA-binding transcription factor activity; sequence-specific DNA binding. The coding region runs from base 283 to 2676 and encodes 797 amino acids.